UGACUUAUAUAUGCAUAGGUUAGAUAGAAUAAGAAGAUGCUGAGUUUCACCAAUUUAGCUGCUCUUUUCUUUCUUGUUCUUGCUUUGUUCUUGUUCUAUAGAUACCCAUCUUUUUCUCUUAUGGCUGAAGGAUCACCAAAAUCUAUUUAUGAUUUCACUGUGAAGGAUAUACAGGGAAAUGAGGUACCUUUGAGCAAUUAUAGGGGAAAGGUUCUCCUUAUUGUCAAUGUUGCAUCAAAAUGUGGUUUAACAGAUUCAAACUACAAGGAGCUGAAUAUUUUGUAUGAGAAGUACAAAGAUCAAGGUUUUGAAAUUUUAGCAUUUCCUUGUAACCAGUUCCUGUGGCAAGAACCCGGAACAAAUGAGGAGAUUCAGCAAACUGUAUGCACCAGGUUCAAAGCUGAAUUCCCUGUAUUUGAAAAGAUUGAUGUGAACGGGGAUAAUGCUGCACCACUUUACAAGUUCUUGAAAUCAGAAAAAGGCGGUUUCCUUGGAAGUGCUGUCAAGUGGAACUUCACCAAAUUCCUUGUGGACAAAGAAGGAAAGGUUGUGGAACGAUAUGCACCCAAGACACCACCUCUUCAGUUUGAGAAAGACAUAAAAAAUCUGUUGGGUGUGGCUUGAGCACUACAGGUGUGAAAGUUCAGCAUAUGUAUUGACCUUCAGUUGGAAGUGCUUUCAUGGUUCUAUCUUUUUCCUUCUUCCCUGCCUACGAAACAAGCGAGCUUGUACCCCACCCCCUUAGUUUUUCCUUGUUGAUGUACUUUGGUUGUGUAAACUCGUUCAUUGCCAUGAAUUUGUAAUAAAAGUUGCAUAGUAGUUGUUUUAAUGACUCGGGACUGUAGUUGCUCGAUAUACAAGUAUGUUAUCGCCUUAAUAAUAAGAAAUAAGUUGUGUGCAGGAUGUCUUGCGUAGGUAAACUGAUUAUUGUUGGUGCUAUGAACGAUGAUAUUCGUUGUUCUACGAAAUAUGAUGACUCUCAUUGCUCUAGAAAUGAGGUUGAGUUUUUUGCUG
This is a messenger RNA of Solanum lycopersicum (tomato), 1014 nucleotides long. RefSeq names its product phospholipid hydroperoxide glutathione peroxidase. The record is from RefSeq and is a predicted model, not a curated record. Lineage: Eukaryota; Viridiplantae; Streptophyta; Magnoliopsida; Solanales; Solanaceae. Gene Ontology annotation, molecular function: glutathione peroxidase activity. Gene Ontology annotation, cellular component: cytosol. Gene Ontology annotation, biological process: response to oxidative stress.